Molecule: messenger RNA, 4931 nt
Organism: Oncorhynchus nerka (sockeye salmon)
Lineage: Eukaryota; Metazoa; Chordata; Actinopteri; Salmoniformes; Salmonidae
Product: myocyte-specific enhancer factor 2D homolog
Exons: 13
Coding region: 482-2182 (566 amino acids)
Biological process (GO): positive regulation of transcription by RNA polymerase II; cell differentiation; heart development
Molecular function (GO): protein dimerization activity; RNA polymerase II cis-regulatory region sequence-specific DNA binding; DNA-binding transcription factor activity, RNA polymerase II-specific
Source: RefSeq, a predicted model, not a curated record
GUAUCGUUUGGCUGAACUGAAUAGUUACAUUUUACGUUAAACGGAAAAGGUUAGAGUGGAUUUCUCUAAAGAGACAGCGCUUUGUCUUUUCAUUACAUCUCUAUUUUAAGCAAUUCCUAUAUCUUUUCACACCAUUGUUGAUGUGAUAUUUCAGGGAGUGACAUCGUCCUCACCACAACAACGGUCGAGAAACUGGUGACCUGAGUGAACAAUGAACUGAGGGCAACCCCCCCCACCCCACCCCUACCCCUCCCCCCACCCCCCUCUCCACCAGCUCUAGCAACAGACAACCCUCUGGCCCGUCACCCCAGACCUGGGCAGAGGAGUGUGUGUGCGCACGACUGCGUGUGUUUUCUGAGGCUGCCCGUGCUCCAGAAAGAGCUAAUAGGCUAACCUUCCCCCUCACCUGAGAGGAGGCCCUUCUGACCUUUGACCCUGUUUGACUGACCCCAGCCAACAGUCACCACCACCACCAGGAAGCAUGGGGAGGAAGAAGAUUCAGAUCCAACGGAUCACCGAUGAGAGGAACAGACAGGUGACGUUCACCAAGAGGAAGUUUGGCCUGAUGAAGAAGGCGUACGAGCUGAGCGUGCUGUGCGACUGUGAGAUCGCCCUCAUCAUCUUCAACCACUCCAACAAGCUGUUCCAGUACGCCAGCACCGACAUGGACAAGGUCCUGCUCAAAUACACAGAGUACAACGAGCCCCACGAGAGCCGGACCAACGCUGACAUCAUCGAGACGUUGCGAAAGAAAGGCUUCAGCGGUUGCGAAAGUCCCGAGCCGGAAGGAGAGGACUCCAUCGACCAGAGCCUCCUGAACGACGACAAAUACCGCAAGACCACCGAAGACCUAGACAUCCUCUUCAAGCGCUACGGUGUCAGUUCUUCAGUCCCGCCCCCCACAUUCUCCGUGCCCGUCACCGUCCAGGCCUCUAAUCAGAACGCAUUGCAGUUCAGUAACCCCGGGAACGCCAUGGUGACCACCUCCUACGUGACGUCGUCAUCGCUCUCUGACAACCACCACCUGUCACCCCAGCCACCGGCGCUCCAGAGAAGCACAGGAUCUCCCGGGUUGCCACAGCGACCGGCCAGCGCAGGUGCUAUGCUCGGCGGUGACUUGAACAACUCAAAUGGCGGAUGCCCAAGUCCAGUCCCUAAUGGAUACAUCAGUGCCAGGGCCUCCCCGGGGCUCCUCUCGGUGUCCAACGGCAACAGCCUGGGGAAAGUAGUUCCGGCCAAGUCCCCACCUCCGCCUCAGAGCCCACAGAUGGUCAACAGCCGCAAGCCAGACAUCCGGGUAAUCACCACUCAGGGUGGGAAGAGCCUGAUGCAGAUGACAGAUGAUGAGCUGGAGAUGGUGAGCGAGAAUGCCCAGCGUUUGGCCGGUGCACAAGUGACCCAGAUGCUCACCACACCGGUGGUCUCCGUGACAACGCCCAGCCUCCUGGCGCAGGGGAUGCCCUUCUCCGCCAUGCCGACAGCUUACAACACAGAAUACCAGCUGACGAGCGCUGACAUCACCGCUCUCCAUGCCCUGGCGUCACCAGGCGGCCUGCUGCAAGGCAACGCGCCAUGGCAACAGUCUUUAUCCCAGCAGCAACAUCAACAACAGCAACAACUUAGUCUGGCGUCGCUUAGCAACUUGGUCAUGUGGGGCAUGGACAAACAGAGCGGGGAAUUGUCUAGCCAGAUCUCCAGUCUGGCAGCCAAUCUGAGCGCCUCGCAGUCCAACCUCCUCUUGGGUAGAGAUGAGUGGUUGGGCCGGCCGGUGGGCCACAUACCUCAGGGCGCCAUGCUGACUGUCAACACCAACUCCAAUGUGAGCAUCAAGUCUGAACCCAUCUCGCCCGGCCGAGACCGCCGCUCACCGUGCCCCCCGCCGUCCUCCUCUGGAGGGGGCAUCCAGACGACCGUGCCCCCGCCACAGUACCCUGGUUCCCUACUGUGCCUGGAGCCACCAACCGGCCGUUCCCCCGCCCACAGCCUCAGCAGCAACGGCAGCUCCUACGAGGGCAAUGACCGGGAUGACCCUGGGGCAGGCGGCGGCAGUGCAACGGGCAACCGUGGCCGUUCGCUGCCUCCUGACUUCAGCCCUUCGGUGGAGCUCCUGCGGGCCCAGAAUGAGGUGGAGCAGGAGGGAGCCAACAUCAAACGCAUGAGACUCGACGCGUGGGUCACAUAGAGGCCACGCCACCAAUGUCAUCGACCCCUGAAGCACCCCGAACACAGACCCCCCCCCCCACUGACAUUUGCCACCCACCACCACACCUUCCCUGCCUCCUAUCCAACCACUUACCCAGCUGCCCAGGACUCAGGGCUUGCGUUCCACCUGAAGGGAGGAUGGUGUAGUGUGUUGGAUUCUGAAUGGGGCGGCGCAAUGAAUAUGGGGGACUUGAGGAUAGUGGAUGGAUUUAAAAUGGAACAUUCUCAAACGUUUCGACUGCUCGUUGCUGUUUAUGCCACUUGUAAAAGGGACUAGAUUCGUUGGACGACAGUCGACACGUCACGUAUUUAGUUUGAGCACGACUGUAUCGGUAACAGUAUGAUGGGUGGCUUUAUGCUGUGUUUGCUCAACAAGUGCUGGUUGUUUUCACCGUGGGACUUGCUGCCAUAUUGACUGUUCAGUUCUGUUAGAUAUAAUUAGCAGUUAGCAGUCUGUUUUCCAGGAAGCCCCCCCCCCCUUCAAAAUGCACUUUGGGAAUGACUCUGUUUUGACGAGCGCUGUUUGCGACGAUUGCUGGCUCUGCUUCAUCGGUGGCACUGAGCGAAGAGACCCAGACGGGCAAAAACAGGAUGUUCGGUCGGUUAGGGAUACACAGGAAUGGAUCCUACCGCUGCCACCAAUUUCCAACGCCCAAGCCUCAGGUGGUGGCACUCUGCGGUCAACUGGCACUGUCAGCCAAGGCCAAAAUGAGCCCCUUACCAGAGUGCCGAUAUCAACCUCUUCUCCUAAAUGCCAAAUGCGGGUAGAGGGACACUGAAGAAUAUUGUUCAGUUAUGACUGACAGCCUCUAUGAAACAACAGUAAACACUCAUAGCCUUUGUCUGCCCUCUCUCUGCUCAGAUGCAUUUGGAGUCAUCAUCACCUGUUUCCAUUCUGAUAUUGAAGGAAUUGUUGAAAUCUUUGUUGCUCCAGAAAUGAGGUUAGAUGCAGGGAUACGCAUCAGAGGACUUCUAAAGGCUCAUUCUACUAGUAGAAGACCCCAAUGCAAUGCACAUUUUAUGUUUUGUUUUGGACUUCUGGUUGCUCUCUUUAGGGAAGUAUUUGGUAUGUUGGCAUUUUAGACCUGUUGUUAAAGGUUAAAACUGUUUAACUGUAGAUCGUUUUGGGGGAUGAAGAGUUAAACUUUGUAUAAAAUCACCCAUUAUCUAAAAGCGUUAGAUGUUCCCUUAGCUUUCUGCAACUCUUUGCAAUGUUUCAAAAGAGCUGUUACAGCAGAAUUCAAAAACACAUAUUCUAUAUUUCUAUAGCUUCAGUUGGCUUUUCAAUACGGACGAUGUGUGUAAAUAUGAAUAUAUUUGCAUAGACUUUGCUAGGUAUCCCUAAAACAAACAAUGUGGUCAUUCUCUCAGUGGAUCUGUUUGCAUAUGAGUGUGAUUGUAAUUUGGAGCUACGAUGCAGUAGCCCGGGGAGCUUGUUUCAGUAACCUAAUACAAUGCUAGUGUUGAUGGUGUGCACGUUUUCUCACUCGCUCUUUAGAGGCCUGCUUGGCUACAGUGUCAACAUGUCCUUUGGCCUCACGCUCUGAACCCAAUCCCCUAUUAUCAAAGUCAAAUGAUAGACCACUAUAACACAAGUGAUAGAAAUGAAAUGGAUUCUACUAUUGAAAGGAGCACAACGUGACAUUUGCAUUGAAUCAUGGCAUUCAGUCUUAAAACGAUCUAACUUUGAACUACAGUAUACACUAAGGUUGAGCGAAAACAAAAGCGACUUUAUUUAAAGUAAUUUGCCGAUUUAAAAAAAAUAUAUAUUUUAUUUUUUUGAAUCAACUUUCUCCCAUAUGAAAUCAUGUUUUCAUAUGCUUCACACUCUGCCGUGAGCUUGGUCAAAUGGACUUGUCCUAUUUAACAAUGUAAGUAGGUGGUGUUGAUUUCUACAAAUGUAACUGCUGUCCAUUAUGCAACAAAGAUUUAGUUUCAUUGCCUGCUCAGGUGAAUCCCAGGGUUCAGUGCGUAUGGCUGGCACCAGUGACUUAUCUAGUGGGGUGCAACAUUUCACAUAGAAAUGGAAUGUCUAGAAUGAAGAACAACAACAGGCCCAAUUCGUUGACAAAGGGGGCUUUCUUUUCUACACACUACAUUUUGUCUGAACUUGUCGUCACGCCCACCUCAGUCUGAGGGAGAGGUCCCUCUUUGGUUUAUGAGACAUUUGACACCACACUUAAUUGGUUUUAACACCCUGUCUAUUGCAGGUCACUCAUGUACAAAAUGUUCUAGUAAUGUAGUCUCGACAAUCUAUGUUAAAUGAAAAACCUGCAUCCUUUUUUUCUUUUUUUUUUCUUGUGUAAAAUGUUUUCUAGAUCUUAUUUUUCAAGUGUUAAUUUGUGCUGGUGACAGUUACUUAUUAUUGUUGUAUUAUGGAGCUUUUAUUUUUCUGGUAUUUUGUGGAGGAUAUUCAACCUUUUUUAAAAAAUUUAAUCGCCCUUAUAUACAUGAUAUGAAACUGGUUUCCUUUCUUGAAACAACUUGCUAAAAUUGCACGCUCAGUUAUUGUGAUAUAGCAAAUGCAAUGAAGGAGAAGACCAGUUAAAUGCUGCAAUAUUGAUUUUAAGAUGUGAAAAUAUUUAUGUGAGGGAACCUGAUGAGCAAUUAAAACGAAUUACAAAAUGUAAAUGCAUGGGAUUAUACGAAACGCUCAUGUUACAUACAACAUUAACAAAAUGCAUCACAAAUGAGUAAGACAACCUCGUAAAAAUGUAGCAUAAGUCAAA